AUCAUCGUACAAACACAACCGACUGUCCUGCUGUCCUCAGAAUAACUGCUUCAUCUAUAUGUAGCCCUAAUCCCUAAGACGUGCACUGCUGAUGUCCCUGACCGCUCGUCAGUGAACGUCCUGCAGAGCGAGAGGAGCAUCAGCCCCCCGGUCAGCAUGCAGAUUCACAACAGCAGCCCUGCAAACAGGACACCUCCAGUCUUGCCGGGAUGCGUCGCCGGCCCAUCCCACUGAAACCACCCGUGGGACGUUCAACAGUGAGCAAGGCGGAGACAUCAGGAAAACCAUGAGCACUGACUCCGUCUUCAAACCAGAGAUGGACUCAGACCCUCAGGGCGAGCUUGCCGACAUGGUGGCAUCCAUGAACGUGGCUGCCAACCUCAAGACCCCUCCGAACGGCUACAGGUCGGGAGCGCCCAGGUCCGCCGCGGGCCAAAGGGCUCUCCUCGCAGACAGGAAGAUGUCUCUACAGGAGAGGGGGAGCCGCGUGGCCCGGCAGCCCACCAUCGAGACCAAACGGGUGUCCAUCACGGACGCUGACGACUGUCUGCAGCUCAAUCAGUAUAAACUAAAGAAGGAGAUCGGAAAGGGCUCAUAUGGAGUGGUGAAACUAGCCUAUAAUGAAGAUUCUGAACAGCACUAUGCAAUGAAAGUUGUGUCAAAGAAGAAGCUCAUGAAGCUGUGUGGAUUUUUGCGCCGUCAGCCUCCUCAGGGAUCAAACUCUGAGCAGAAUCUGUUCCCCAAAUUCAUGCAGCCGCUGGAGAAAGUGUACAGAGAGAUCGCCAUCCUCAAGAAACUGGACCAUCCGAACGUAGUUAAACUGGUGGAGGUGCUUGAUGACCCUGAAGAAGAUGGACUUCACAUGGCCUUCGAACUGGUGAAAGAGGGGCCGGUGAUGGAGGUGCCUACAGCCGACCCUUUAACCGAGGAUCAGGCUCGCUUUUACUUCAGAGACGUGGUCCUGGGAAUAGAGUACCUGCACUACCACAAGAUCAUCCACCGAGACAUCAAACCCUCCAACCUGCUGCUCGGGGACGACGGUCACGUCAAGAUCGCAGACUUCGGCGUCAGUAACCAGUUUGAGGGGCCUGAUGCCCUCCUGUCAAGCACGGCGGGGACGCCGGCCUUCAUGGCUCCUGAGAUGAUGAGCGAGCACCAGCAUAGCUUCAGUGGGAAGGCGUUAGACGUGUGGGCGAUGGGGAUCACACUGUACUGCUUUGUCUUCGGGGAGUGCCCAUUUUAUGACGAGUACGUUAUUUCUCUGCACAAUAAGAUCAAGAACAAGCCUUUGGAGUUUCCAGAAAGCCCUUCAAUAAGCCACGAGUUGAAGGAUCUUAUUGAAAGAAUGCUGGAUAAAAACCCUGCAACAAGAAUCACCAUCCCGGAAAUAAAGCUCCAUCCUUGGGUGACAGAGAACGGCUCGAAUCCUCUCCCUCUGGAGGAGGAGCACUGUGCGGCGCUGGAGGUCACCGACGAGGACGUGCAGAACAGCGUUAAACUCAUCCCCAGCCUGUCCGCUGUGAUUCUUGUGAAGUCCAUGCUGAGGAAGCGCUCCUUCGGUAAUCCCUUUGAGUGUCAGGGCAGACGGGCGGAGAGGUCCAUGUCUGCCCCCGGUCUUCUUACAGGAUCUUGGGGCUUACUGGGGUCUUCACCUCUGCCUCAUCCUUCGAGGAAGAUCAGCAGAGAAGGGAGCCGAGAAGGAGAGCUGGAGGACUUGUACGAAGACGAAUCAUUCACAGAUGGUGCAGAUUAAAGUGACACGUUUAGAUUAAAGCAACAGGGAGGCAGCAGAAAGGCGAGAUUUUGUACUUUUCUUUGGUCCUUUUCAUUGUCCCCCUUUUUUUUUUUUGCUUUUGUUCCAUACUCACUGUGCUCAUACACAGACAGUCCUUUUCCACCUCUGUGAAGAUGAUCUUGACAUUAAAUUUAGCUUUAAAACAACACACUAGCUGUACAUAAGAGUCCGAAUAGAUGUCGUUCUGUCCAUUGUGUUUUUGUUAUAACUGGCAUGUGAGUCAGUGGAUGUCAAAUUUAUUUGUUGACUAAAAUGUGAUUAUUAUCCCCCCCAAAAAAAGUAUUUGUAAGUUUUCCUGCAGCACCUAAAAAUAUAAAAGUCAUUAUAUUUAAACAGGGUGUAAUACAGUCUCUCAGGGUAAUGUUCGUUAUUGAACACUAGAUGGCAGCGUUUUGUAACUUCUGUUAUUUCGUUACAUGAAAGCCUUUAUUCAUUUUGUAUUCAUUUUUUUAAGGUUUAUACUUAACCCUAAAGAAAAAUUUAAAUGAACUUUUUCCCCUCAAUCCAUAAAUAUUUUUUUAUUAUGACUAUUUUUUACUUUAGUCUUGUCAGGUUCUGAAUUUUGAGUGAACUUGAGUUCAAAGACCAGGAACAGGGCGUUGUUGCCUAAACGAGAAUCUACUCUGCUGAAGUUCCUAAGAGCAAGCAGACUGAACACAGUCAAGGUCCAAAGCCUAGUUCACUCAUGAAAUUCACACAGCAGUUCUUGAAAGUCCAACUAAUUAUGUUAGAAAUUCCAGGCUUUUUGUCAUGUAAAAAUAUGAAUAAAUUAUUUCAAAACUUUGCCCCAUAUAAUUUGAUUAUAUCUAGUACAUCUAGUACAAUUUAAUUUUAAAAUCUAUUAGGAUGAAGAGGACAAAAAAAGGUAAUAUUAUCUGGUUGCCCAAGUUUGUACACCCUUAAACUAAUACUGUGUAUUAAAUCCUUCUGAGUACACACCUGACCUCCAUUAGGCUUUUAAGGCUUUAAAUAACAAGCAUUUCCCACUGAUCCAUGAGUUUUUAGUUUAUUGUAUUUUCAUUUUGUGCAGUUUUUAUUGUUUUAUCCUGUUGUACUUUGAGAUAUUUCUUUAAACGAAAAGUGUUUUACAAAUAAACGUAUUAAGAUGA
Messenger RNA from Fundulus heteroclitus (mummichog), 2904 nucleotides. It is a transcript of the gene camkk1b, whose product is annotated as calcium/calmodulin-dependent protein kinase kinase 1, alpha b. The transcript is spliced from 17 exons. NCBI's taxonomy places the organism in Eukaryota, Metazoa, Chordata, Actinopteri, Cyprinodontiformes, Fundulidae. Gene Ontology annotation, biological process: CAMKK-AMPK signaling cascade; activation of protein kinase activity; protein phosphorylation. The record is from RefSeq and is a predicted model, not a curated record. Gene Ontology annotation, molecular function: protein kinase activity; ATP binding. The coding region runs from base 287 to 1753 and encodes 488 amino acids.